GUCGUGAUGCAUUUGAUAGCGCGUUUUUCUGAUGUAUUGUUUUACGUGAUUGUUCUGUGGCUUGGAAACGUAAAUUUAGUAUUUUUGAUACAUGAUGUAUUUACUCCAAAAACACAAAUCUGUCUAACCUCUCAUCGCACGUCAACGGAAAAAACAAAUCAAUCCAAUUAAAAUAUGGGCAAUGACCAUUCCCACUUAGGCGGAAUCGAAAUUGAGGAAAAAUCCGUCGAAGUGUCCGAUUUCUGGUCACAUCAUUCCGCUACAAUCACAAACUCGGAAAACACCACCAACCUUUCAGUACUAGUAGGCGAAUUAUUUGUAGAUGGACCACUAUGGAAAACACACACUCCUUUAGAGAAAAACAGCAAGCAUUUAAUGAUCUAUCGACACCCGUGUAUUUUAAAGUACAUUUCAUCGUGGAAUAAAAACUCCAAGUAUUAUCUAGCUGUGGAGGAAGCAGUGCCAUUAGGACACGUCCUAGCGAAACAAAACACGUUGCAGAUAUGUAUAGGUUUACAUUCCGUUUUAAAAGCGUUGUGUUUUUUGCACGAAAAGGCGUUUGUAUCACAUAAUAAUAUUUGUACAGCUGCCAUCUACGUAACGAAGGACGGAAGCUGGAAAUUGGGGGGGAUGGAGUACGUGUGUAAGUUUGGCGAACUCAGCUCUGACUUUUUGAAAAAGUCCAGUAAUAAUCGGUACAACAAAGCUGUGGACCCGAAUGAAGAAAAACACAUACAAGGGAGUUCAAGGAGGGAUUUUAUUGAUAUUUUCUCGUACGGGGUUUUAGUUUGUGAGGUACUAAAAUCAAAAAGUGACGAUGACAUUCCAAGCCUCACUGCCUUUCGAGACUUUUGUAAAAACAGUCUUCAAAAUAUCGACGUAGCGACAAGGCCAAAACUCAGUACCUUACUCGAGCACGAGUUUUUUAACCACGAAUUUAUCAUAAUUCACUCGUUUUUGAUAGAGUUACCUUUAAAAUCGGACGAAGAGAAAACUCAGUUUUUCCAUAGUUUAGUUGAACGCUUGAGAGCUUUCCCUGAAGUUACCGUAGCUAGUCAAUUUGGUAAUUUAUUGCUAUCUAGGUUGGUAUUACUGAAUAAAACCGCGCAAGACGAGCUGCUGCCGUUCAUUUUGUGCCCCAAAGAAGGUUCUGAAGACAGCGCUAGGAACUUUUUUUCUGAAGACGUGUUCAGAAAAUUCCUCACACCUAAGCUUCUGGAAAUAUUCUGCGUCCGCGAUGCCCAAAUCCGGCUUCUUUUAUUAAACUGUUUCAAGUAUUUUGUCCACACGUUCACCAAAGAGGAGCUGCAGUCGUGUAUUUUACCAGAGCUUCUAGUGGGGGUGAAAGACACCAAUGACUAUUUGGUUUCCGUGACUUUGCGCACCCUCGCCGACUUGGUCCCUAUUUUAGGCGCCGCCACUGUUAUAGGGGGUAAACGGGGUAAGCUUUUCACUGAUGGGCGGCCCGUGUGCCACCCCCGCCGCCCCCGCAAGAACUCGAAGAAGCACGAGCCGGCCCCCGCCGACACCAACCCUAUAAUUCACACCCACCAGCUUAUUAUGAAUCUCCCUGAGCGGCCGCGACCCGAUGGGGAGGAGGGGGAGACGUCGGCGGAGGAAGCCGAGCAGAGCGUGGAGGAGGAUCUGGACAAUUGGGAGGAUUGGGGGGAGACGAAUCCUGUGGUCCAGGAUAACGGGGAGUCGAGUUCGCUGCACACCAACUCCAGCGAGUCGGUGGCGUCGGUGUUCGAGAUGGAAGUGACGGCGCAGGUGAGCAACUCCAGGAAGAAGUCGCUCCCGGAUAUAAGCGAGCUGGAUAUCAAGAAUCAAGCGAGCUCGGAGCAGAACGACGACUUUGACUUCUUCCAGGACAUGGAGCCUGUGAUUGAGACGUCGUCGAAGUACUUGGUCAAGGAGGAUUUGGAGAAGAGCGUCAGCAGCAAGCUGGGGGUGGAGAUGACGGAGGAAGGGGGCGAGGACGGGUGGGGGGAGGAGGAGUGCCUACGUCUCUACUACGAAAAGCUCUCGGCGUCCGCCACAGGCUACAGGGGUAGUUUCCUUCAACCCAUCACAGGAUCAGAGGCAGGCCUGGCCUGCAGCGAUAGGACGCCCUUGUCGGAUCACUACUCCGCUUGA
This is a messenger RNA of Zophobas morio, 2136 nucleotides long. RefSeq names its product protein-associating with the carboxyl-terminal domain of ezrin. NCBI's taxonomy places the organism in Eukaryota, Metazoa, Arthropoda, Insecta, Coleoptera, Tenebrionidae. The transcript has 7 exons. Bases 175 to 2136 code for a protein of 653 amino acids. The record is from RefSeq and is a predicted model, not a curated record.